Triticum turgidum subsp. durum (durum wheat) is the source of this 501-nucleotide messenger RNA. The record is from the annotation of a GenBank genome assembly. Lineage: Eukaryota; Viridiplantae; Streptophyta; Magnoliopsida; Poales; Poaceae.
AUGGAGUACUCGCCGAAGCUGGCAGUAGUACUGCUCUUAGCUCUCGCGUCCGCCAUGGCGGUCGCGGCCCAGAACUCGCCGCAGGACUUUGUGGACCCCCACAACGCGGCGCGCGCCGACGUCGGCGUCGGGCCGGUGACCUGGGACGACAACGUGGCGGCGUACGCGCAGAACUACGCGGAGCAGCGCCGCGGCGACUGCCAGCUGAUACAUACUCCCGAUGGCCGGCCGUACGGGGAGAACCUCUUCGGAGGCAGCGGGACCCAGUGGACGGCGGCGGACGCCGUGAACUCGUGGGUGUCGGAGAAGCAGUACUACGACCACGGCAGCAACAGCUGCUCGGCCCCGGAGGGCGACUCGUGCGGGCACUACACGCAGGUGGUGUGGCGCGACUCGACGGCCAUCGGUUGCGCCCGCGUCGUCUGCGACAGCGGCGACGGUGUGUUCAUCAUCUGCAGCUACAACCCGCCAGGCAACUUCCCCGGGGUGAGCCCGUACUAG